GGCGCCCUGACCGCGGCGGACACGAUGCGAGCCCAAAUCGAGGUGAUCCCGUGCAAGAUCUGCGGAGACAAAUCCUCAGGGAUCCACUACGGUGUCAUCACCUGCGAAGGUUGCAAGGGUUUCUUUCGGAGGAGCCAGCAGAACAACGCCAGCUACUCCUGCUCCCGCCAGAGGAACUGCCUGAUCGACCGCACCAACCGCAACCGCUGCCAGCACUGCCGCCUGCAGAAAUGCCUGGCACUGGGCAUGUCCCGCGACGCGGUGAAGUUCGGCCGCAUGUCCAAGAAGCAGCGGGACAGCCUCUACGCCGAGGUGCAGAAGCACCAGCAGAGCCAGGAGCAGAACGGCGGCACCAAGGAUGAGCCCGAGCCCCUGAGCCGCGUCUACACCACGAGCGUCAGCAGCGGCCUCUCGGACCUGGACGACAUCUCCACGCUGUCGGACGGGCUCCUCUUCGACUUCCCCCUGACCCCUGAUGGCAGCAGCACCUACUACAACCUGGACCUGCUGGCCUCGGCGCAGCCCUCGCCCGACCAGUCCAGCCUGGACGUGGCUGAUGCCACGCUCAUCAAGCAGGAGUCCAUCUACGAGCUGAUGCUGGAGCCGGCGCUCUUGGCGCACGGGGCACUGGAGGGUGCCCAGCUGCCCCCUGACAUCUCUGUCCUGGAGAUUGACCGGGUGGCCCAGAACGUGGUGAAGUCGCACCUGGAGACGUGCCAGUACACAACGGAGGAGCUCAAGCGCCUGGCGUGGAGCCUCUACUCCCCCGAGGAGGUCCGUGCCCUGCAGAGCAAGAGCUGCGAGGCCAUGUGGCAGCAGUGCUCGCUGCAGAUCUCCAACGCCAUCCAGUACGUGGUGGAGUUCGCCAAGCGCAUCGACGGCUUCAUGGAGCUCUGCCAGAACGACCAGAUCAUCCUCCUGAAAGCCGGUUGCCUCGAGGUGCUCCUGCUCCGCAUGAUCCGCGCGUUCAACCCCUUGAACAACACCGUGCUCUUCGAGGGCAAGUUCGGUGGGAUGCAGAUGUUCAAAUCUCUCGGCUGUGACGACCUCAUCGGUGCCGUCUUCGAGCUGGGGAGGACCCUGUGCCGCCUGCAGCUGUCGGACGAGGAGCUCGCCCUCUUCACUGCUGCCGUCCUGCUCUCCCCAGACCGCCCGUGGCUGACCGAGUCCAAGAAGGUGCAAAAGCUCCAGGACAAAAUCUACGUGGCCCUGCAGCACGAGAUCCAGAAGAAACACUCCGCCGAGGACAAGCUCUCGAAGAUGGUUUCCAAGCUGCCCUUGAUGAAGACCAUUUGCAACCUGCACUUGGACAAGCUGGAAUUUUUCCGUCUCCUGCACCCGGAGACUGCCAUGAACUUCCCGCCCCUCUAUAAGGAGGUUUUCAACUCGGAGCUGCAGUACAGCGACCCCCGGGAGAGCUAAGGCCGGCAGCCAGCGGCCCCCUUCGAGCUCCCCAAAACUUGGAGACGAACUGCACUUCAGAGGUUUGGGGCAAUUUAUUUAAAUCAAAUAAUCAAACUCGAGAGAACCCCGGGGGGGCUGCGGCGCCUCCCUGGCCCCACCUCCUCGCUGCGGAUUGCAAUAGCUCUUGAAUGUAAAGCACCUUGAAGGAAAAAAAGCAAACGGACUUUGCCAUACCAGUGAAAUGAAUGUGAAAUCUCUGCUCGGGAGAGGAGAUGCUCCCGGCAGUGGUGAGGGACCGGCUGCUCCCGGUGACACGGGAGGAGGGAGUGCCCUUCCCGCUGUCCCGGCUGCACUCUCCACCUCCGAUUUUUAUUUCUUUAUUUUUUAAUUUUUAUUUUAUUGUUUUUUGGUUUGGUUUUUUUUUUUUAGCCCAAACACCAGGCAUGGGAUAAAGAAGGGGCAAUGCUGACUCGGCUGGGUCGGGUUGGGACUGGAGCUGAGGAGAGAGAAAAGACAGAGCCUUUGCUUUAUUUAAUCUCCCAUGGGUGCAGCGGGCCCCCGGGAGCCUGGCCAAGAAAGGUUUGGUUGUGCCUGGUGGGGGAUUCAGCGCAGGAUUUUCCUGUGGAGGAGGCUGGUUUGAGGGAAAAGAUGCCCAGUGCAGCAGGGGGAAAGUCUUGCAGGGUCUCCAUGCCCUCCAUCGCAGCAUUUUCCCAAAUUCCCAGCCAGCUCCUCAUGCAGCUGGGCAACCACCCGACUUCACGGAGCCAGUCCAGCAGGUUCACCUGCCUCGUGCACCACAAAAGCUUUUCCAGGCCCGUGGGACUUCAGCCAGAGCCCAAAUCCUGCCCAUCCCACCCCAGAGGCACACCUGGAGGGGCUCCAGGGCUGUCCCUGUGCCCGUGGUGGCCGCAGCAGCAGUGGCUCUCUGGGCGCUGCUCUUGUGUGGAGUUCUCUUAUCAAUCCCAUUAAACUGCCCCUUGUUCAGCACCCUGAGGAGGGUUUGUGACCCUUCCUCCACCCAGCCCACAGCUGCUCCCACUCCCAGGUUCCCCCGUCCCGCACCACACACAGGAGCUCACACACGGCUCUGCUGCUGCAGGUGGAGUUGGAUCCCGGCUUCCCCUCAGUGAGCUCCCUAGAAGUGUUAUUUUGGGGGUCGUUCUUGAGGCAGCAGGAUUUAGGAGCUUUUUAGAGGGAGAAACUGCCUGUUGGAGUCAAGGGGAAGUGAAAGGUUCUUAUUCCUCCUCUUCAAGGAGUAAGGGUGGUUGGAAGGAAUGUGGUGUCCGGGACCUGCUGCUCCUUUGGGGAGGCUCAGAAGGGGAUGAAGGGAAGGAUUUGUGGGGUGAUUGCUGUUCUAGGCCACGGCAGCAGGGGAUGCUUGAGAGACUCUGUGGCUCUGCAGAUGGAUUUUUCCGUCCCUGUUCCCGCUCCCGCUGCAGCAAACGCCAAAAAAACUACAAGGGAAAAAUCUGCUCCGAGGCAGCCCCAGUUUCUGCUGACAAAGGGCUAAAAUCCCAAGCCCUUUCCUGAUUCGUGCUGAUUCCUCGUGCACCCAAUCCCAGCCUCCAGCAGCUCAGACCAUCCCCGAGCGAGAGCCAAAACCUUUGCAUCCAUAACUGCACCCCUUAAACGAAACGAGCAGCUUUCUUAGUGACGUGAGGGAUAUAUUCCUGCUUUUAUUAAAAGACCUCCUAGGGAAGACCAUGGACCAAACUUGACGAGGGAAACCUCCCCAGGAAGCUGAUGGGAUUUCUGCUCCGCUCGAAGGCAGACGGAAACCGCGCUCCUCCCUGGCAGCCGCCGCCGGCCGCGUGCAGCCCCGAGCUCCCUGGGUUUGCUGAGCACAUCCAAACUGCUUCUGGGAGUAGAUUGGAGCCCUCCAGCCUCGGCUCCCUCUCCUCUGGAGCCCUCCAGCCUCGGCUCCCUCUCCUCUGGAGCCAGGUCUCUGGGAAAAGGCUGCCGGCCCUCCCACGGCCCCGCGCAACGUCCAGUGCCAAUGCGUCGCUGUCCAGCGCAGCGUCCACAGCGUGGGGAUGUGCCCGGCUCCUCUCCUGCCCUCUCCAAAAGCUCAGACAAAAGCGAGAAGUCAGA
Messenger RNA from Hirundo rustica (Barn swallow), 3495 nucleotides. RefSeq names its product nuclear receptor ROR-beta-like. Gene Ontology annotation, biological process: regulation of transcription by RNA polymerase II. Lineage: Eukaryota; Metazoa; Chordata; Aves; Passeriformes; Hirundinidae. Gene Ontology annotation, molecular function: zinc ion binding; nuclear receptor activity; RNA polymerase II cis-regulatory region sequence-specific DNA binding. The transcript is spliced from 10 exons. The record is from RefSeq and is a predicted model, not a curated record. Gene Ontology annotation, cellular component: nucleus. The coding region runs from base 25 to 1422 and encodes 465 amino acids.